ACCACACAAAAAUUAUAAAUAGACUGUUACAUUUUCGCAAUAAUUGUGAAUAGAUUAUCAGCUGUGAAUAGCUAAUGCAAGCAGAAGAAGCAAAAGUUCUGAUUGAAGCAUGGUCGCUGCUGUUACCGCAUAGGUAUGUCCCUAUCCGAAGGAGCUAUUGUGAAAAUGAUAUCGUCAGCCAAAUCUAUUAAUUUGCGUGCAAUUCGCCAGUUAUCAAAUCGUGCCAUCAAUUACUAUGCGGAAGAAUGUUUGGCUUUGGGUUCAAUGAAACAACGGCGCUUCGCAAGCGGCUUGAUAGGACGUGGAAAAACAAUGUCGAAAUUGUUAUUGACAGCAAUACCAAAUCAGCUGCAGCGAUGUGAGAUCCAUACGAGUAAUGUUUUGACGGCCAAAGACUAUUAUCAAAUCUUGGGAGUAGCUAAGAAUGCCAAUUCGAAAGACAUAAAAAAAGCAUACUACCAGCUUGCUAAGAAAUAUCACCCGGACACAAACAAGAGUGAUCCAGAUGCAGGAAAAAAGUUUCAAGAGGUAUCUGAGGCGUACGAAGUUCUUAGUGAUGAUACUAAGAGACGUGAAUAUGACACAUAUGGUCAAACAUCUGAAAAUAUGGGAAGAGCUGGAGGAUUUGGGGGGCAGGGCCCGCAAGGUUUUUCACAAAAUUGGCAUUUCCGAUCCACCAUUGAUCCAGAGGAGUUAUUCCGCAAAAUAUUUGGAGAAGCAAACUUUCGAAGCAAUAGUUUUGAUGACUUUGCUGAUUCGAAAUUUGGCUUCGGUGCCGCACAGGAAAUUGUAAUGGAUUUGACAUUCGCCCAAGCAGCAAGAGGUGUUAAUAAGGAUGUAAACGUUAAUGUUGUGGAUACUUGUGCAAAGUGUAAUGGCAGCAAGUGUGAACCUGGUACAAAACCUGGUCGCUGUCAAUACUGUAAUGGCACAGGAAUGGAAACAAUUUCGACAGGUCCAUUUGUAAUGAGAUCUACUUGCCGUUAUUGCCAAGGUACACGUCAGUAUAUUAAAUAUCCUUGUACUGAGUGUGACGGUAAAGGUCAGACAGUACAACGAAAGAAAGUAACAGUACCAGUGCCAGCAGGUAUCGAAAACGGUCAAACGGUGCGGAUGCAGGUUGGACGUAAAGAGCUUUUCGUAACUUUUCGCGUUGAACCGAGUAAAUAUUUUAAACGUGAGGGAGCUGAUGUUCAUACAGAAGCAGCGAUAUCAAUAGCACAGGCUGUUCUUGGCGGUACUAUACGGGUACAAGGUGUUUACGAGGAUCAAUGGAUCAACAUACCAUCCGGUACGUCAUCACAUCACAAAGUGUUUCUGCGAGGAAAGGGACUGAAACGCGUAAAUGCCCAUGGUCAUGGUGAUCAUUAUAUAAAUAUAAAAAUAGAUGUACCCAAACAUCUUACAUCCGAACAAAAGGCGCUGAUGGAAGCAUACGCAGAGUUGGAAACAGAUACACCGGGCCAGAUCAAUGGAAUUACGCGACAAAAAGAUAACACGAAAAAGUCUACAACAGCGGACACCCCGACAACGUUCCUAUCGAAAAUUAAAUCGCUCUUUAGCAGAUAAUAUAAGAGAUCGACGCGUGUGUAUUCUUGGUAGGGAUUAAUGAGGACAUUUGUGUUAGGAACGACUCGGUCGAACACAUAUUUGAAUGCUUUAUCGUUUUAGUUAGUUAAUAGACAAACAAUACCGAAGUAAAAUAAAUCAUAAUAUAUGUGUAUGUAUAUUAGUCGUAAUGAAUGAAAUAUAAGCUGUUUUCUUAAUCUGUGAAAUGGGUUUAACUGUGAAUAAAUGGGGUUAAUUAUAUUGUUAUUAAUAAAUAAAAUGCUUCUUGUACGAAAUUGA
Ceratitis capitata (Mediterranean fruit fly) is the source of this 1848-nucleotide messenger RNA. Its product is annotated as protein tumorous imaginal discs, mitochondrial. The record is from RefSeq and is a predicted model, not a curated record. Gene Ontology annotation, biological process: response to heat; mitochondrion organization; protein folding. NCBI's taxonomy places the organism in Eukaryota, Metazoa, Arthropoda, Insecta, Diptera, Tephritidae. Gene Ontology annotation, cellular component: mitochondrion. The transcript is spliced from 2 exons. Bases 136 to 1569 code for a protein of 477 amino acids. Gene Ontology annotation, molecular function: ATP binding; heat shock protein binding.